UUUUAAAAAAACUAUUGGCAACCAUGAUGGCUGUGUCAGGCAUUUGUCGUCAACAUAUCUGCUUGGAAAAUUUUAUUCUAAUUGAAAUAUAGCUUGAUUUUUUGUGUAAUGGAAGAACAGAGUGAUAAUAUGUACCGUUUCAAAUGGUUUAUGUCGUUAUCUAGAAAACGAUCUUCAAGAUUAGAUGGAUACAAAGAAAAUAACGCUACUGAUAAAUUAGCAAACAGCAACAACACUGGGGUGUUUUUCACUCUGCGUAAGCGUUUUCAAACAAAAUUAACAUCUAUUAAAGUGAAAGCAUAUGAACCCGAAAGAGUUUCAAUUCCAAAUGAAUGCUGCAACCUUGCGGAAAGUGAUCGAUUUGCAACCAAUCCUUCGGGGUCAUUCUCUACCAAUAAUGACUUUGCUCGCAUUGUCAUUGAAAGACAUAGCCAAAAUCCUAUUCGUUUUUCCUCUCCAAAUACGCAUUUGCCGGGGGGAGAAUUUUCAACGGAAUCCUCUACUAUUCCAAAUUCUGUUGCGUCGAUGAGGCCAGUGACGGUUUCUCGGUCUGCCGAUGAAACAGCCCCUACUUUGGAUACAAUGAUGGAACAGAUGAGAAAUGAUCUACUAAAAUAUGGUUGGUACUGGGGCAAAUUAACCCGUGCAGCAGCUCAGAAGCGUCUUGCUAGGCAAGACAAUGGCACUUUUCUAGUACGAGAUUCUCAGACUGAAAAAUAUCAGUUUACUGUGAGUUUCCGCAGUUCAGGAAUUACGCUGCAUUGUCGAAUAGACUAUAAAAACAAAUACUGGUCUUUUUCGGGUUUGACAACACCUACACAAUGUGAAACUAUGAUUGAUUUGAUUGAAGAUACCAUGAAAAAAUCGGAAUUUGGUAUCAUAGGUUUUGUAAAACAAUCUUCACCCCUAACUCCACCGUUUCCUGUGCGAUUAACCAAGCCUAUUAAUAGGUUCUACGAAGUCUCCUCAUUACAGCAUUUGUGUAGAUUCAUUAUUCGACAACGAAUCGAUUCGAAACACAUUAUCUAUCUUCCACUGCCGAGCAAGUUAAAAGAAUACAUCGAUGAAAAUUUUCAUGACCUAUAAAUAUUAAGAAAUGUAAAAAUACAUCAAAAGACGGAAAGCACACUUACUUUUUAUACAAACAUGUUCGGAAAAUAUGCAAAAUUGAUUAUUCGUGCGAAGUUCGUUUUGAAAAAAAAAAUAAAUCUUAAACUAAGCAUGCAAUAAAAUUAUGUUUAAAAACUUGUUCCAACUGAAAUGCAAACAUAGUUAAUUAAACAAUAGUAGUUGUUAUAUAGAAGCGAGGAGUGUCGUUUUUCUUAAUUUUUGUAUAUAUUUUGUAUACAGCAUAACUAGGAUUUACUGAAAUAUUUAUGCAAAUUAAAGUAUGUAAUAAAUAAAAAAAUAUAUAAUGUAAUAUCCCGAAGAAAA
Molecule: messenger RNA, 1434 nt
Organism: Wyeomyia smithii (pitcher-plant mosquito)
Lineage: Eukaryota; Metazoa; Arthropoda; Insecta; Diptera; Culicidae
Product: suppressor of cytokine signaling 6-like
Exons: 2
Coding region: 109-1086 (325 amino acids)
Biological process (GO): intracellular signal transduction; phosphatidylinositol phosphate biosynthetic process
Cellular component (GO): phosphatidylinositol 3-kinase complex
Molecular function (GO): 1-phosphatidylinositol-3-kinase regulator activity
Source: RefSeq, a predicted model, not a curated record